CGGUGGUUUUCAAAGCCCAAACCAAUACAUCAUUGAAACGUUGCAACAAAAAGCACGUUCAGAACAGAACCAUCUCAUUCAUUCAUUCUCUCUUUCGUGUUAUUGAGAGAGUAGAUGAUGCAUAGUAGAAGAAGUAACAAUGCCAAAACUCCCAACAACAAUGGUGGAAACAACAACAACAACUCAAACUCAAACUCUGCUUCUUUAGAAACUCCUAAUUGCUAUGAAGGAGAAUCUCUAAACAAUCUGCUCCAAUCAAUCCGGAGGGGGGUUGAAUCCACAAGACAUUUAGAUGGAAGUUCCUUGCCAGAGAAGAUAUGGAUAAAGCAACAAUUUGCUAUUGGAGUCAAUGAUGUAACUCGCGUCCUUGAGCGUAUGAAACCGUGUGCUGAGUUUGAAAGGUCAGCUCAACUCCUUCCAUCAAUCACAAGCAAUCAUAAAACAUCUUCAGUUAAACUUCAGGCUGUGCUUGUAGCUUCUGACUGUAAUCCACGAUGGCUGACAAAGCAUCUGCAAAGUUUGGCUUCAUCAAGGAGUGUGCCCCUGAUCUUUGUUAAGGAUAAUAAAGAAGGUUCUUUGAGAUUAGGUGAACUUGUUAAAUUGAAAACUGCCAUUGCUAUUGGAAUUAAGGUUAGGUUAAAGGAAACACUAUUAAUAAAGUUGUUGAGGAUGUUAUUAAAGUUGAUGCAUAUAGGCUUCGACCUGAUGGACCAAAUUCAGCUGGAAUAUUUGACAAUUUUCAUGACCCUGACAAAAAGGGAAAUGCUGUCAUAAAUGUAAUUUAAUCACAUAGGAUUAAGACCUAUUUUUGUCCCCAUAUUCUAAAGAUAUAGUUUUUUCUUUUUCUUUUUGGGGAUAAAAGUGUUUCAUAGCUUUCUACCUGUUACAUUUUCCAAAUUUUAAAGUUUGAGCAACAUAAUUCUUUGUAGUUUAUGAUGAUAAAUUAUUAUAUGAAUAGAGGAUCAAGCAAAGCCUUCUGAGUAGUUCUAAAUCAAUAAAUUG
Messenger RNA from Trifolium pratense (red clover), 1002 nucleotides. RefSeq lists its product as uncharacterized. Lineage: Eukaryota; Viridiplantae; Streptophyta; Magnoliopsida; Fabales; Fabaceae. The coding region runs from base 115 to 774 and encodes 219 amino acids. The transcript has 6 exons. The record is from RefSeq and is a predicted model, not a curated record.